Messenger RNA from Cricetulus griseus (Chinese hamster), 2803 nucleotides. Lineage: Eukaryota; Metazoa; Chordata; Mammalia; Rodentia; Cricetidae. The record is from RefSeq and is a predicted model, not a curated record.
UAUACUGCUAUGUGUGGACCUUUGCAGUAUAUCACCUUUUUGUAGUUUCUGACUUUUUCUCUCUCUCCCUUUUUCAUAGGACCAGGAAGAAAACAAGGGAGCAACAAGUUGGCCUGAGUUCUACAUUGAUCAGCUCAAUUCCAUGGCUGCUAGGAAAUCUCUGCUGGCUCUAGAGAAGGAAGAGGAGGAAGAGAGGAGUAAAACCAUCGAGAGUCUAAAGACAGCCCUGAGGACAAAGCCCAUGAGGUUUGUCACCAGAUUCAUCGAUUUGGAUGGCCUGUCAUGUAUUCUCAACUUUCUGAAGACUAUGGACUAUGAGACCUCUGAGUCUCGGAUACAUACCUCCCUCAUUGGCUGUAUAAAGGCUCUAAUGAACAACUCUCAAGGCCGGGCCCAUGUCCUGGCUCAUUCUGAGAGUAUUAAUGUCAUUGCUCAGAGUCUGAGCACAGAAAACAUUAAAACAAAGGUGGCCGUGCUAGAAAUCUUGGGCGCCGUGUGCCUGGUUCCUGGAGGUCACAAGAAAGUUCUGCAGGCUAUGCUGCACUACCAGAAGUAUGCCAGUGAGAGAACCCGCUUCCAGACAUUAAUUAACGACUUGGACAAAAGCACUGGGCGUUAUCGGGAUGAAGUGAGUCUCAAGACUGCCAUCAUGUCCUUCAUCAAUGCAGUGCUAAGCCAAGGAGCCGGAGUGGAGAGUUUGGACUUUCGACUCCAUCUUCGCUAUGAAUUUCUGAUGUUAGGAAUUCAACCUGUUAUAGAUAAAUUAAGGGAACAUGAAAAUUCAACAUUAGACAGGCAUUUAGAUUUUUUUGAAAUGCUCCGAAAUGAAGAUGAACUAGAAUUUGCCAAAAGAUUUGAACUGGUUCACAUAGACACAAAAAGUGCAACUCAGAUGUUUGAGCUGACCAGGAAGCGACUGACUCACAGUGAAGCCUACCCUCACUUCAUGUCCAUUCUGCACCAUUGCCUCCAGAUGCCUUACAAGAGAAGUGGUAACACAGUUCAGUACUGGCUGCUGCUAGACAGAAUCAUACAGCAAAUAGUUAUCCAGAAUGACAAAGGACAAGACCCUGACUCCACACCUUUGGAAAACUUUAAUAUUAAGAACGUCGUAAGAAUGUUGGUUAAUGAAAAUGAAGUUAAGCAGUGGAAGGAACAGGCAGAGAAAAUGAGAAAAGAACACAAUGAGCUACAACAGAAGCUGGAGAAGAAAGAGAGAGAAUGUGACGCCAAGACCCAAGAGAAGGAAGAAAUGAUGCAGACCUUAAAUAAGAUGAAAGAGAAGCUUGAAAAGGAGACAAGUGAGCACAAGCAAGUCAAGCAGCAGGUGGCAGAUCUCACAGCACAGCUCCAUGAGCUCAACAGGAGGGCUGUCUGUGCUUCAGUCCCAGGAGGACCCUCACCCGGAGCCCCAGGGGGCCCCUUUCCUUCCUCUGGGCUAGGAUCUCUUCUCCCUCCCCCACCACCCCCACUUUUAUCAGGUGGAGCCCUUCCUCCUCCACCUCCUCCCCUCCCUCCUGGGGGUCCUCCUCCUCCCCCAGGGCCUCCUCCCUUAGGGGGAAUCCUGCCACCUCCUGGUGCUCCAGUGAGUCUGACACUCAAAAAGAAAAAUAUUCCCCAGCCCACCAAUGCACUGAAAUCCUUCAACUGGUCUAAGCUGCCUGAGAACAAAUUGGAAGGAACAGUAUGGACCGAAAUCGAUGAUACCAAAGUGUUCAAAAUUCUAGACCUUGAAGACCUAGAAAGAACUUUCUCUGCCUACCAAAGACAGCAGAAAGAAACAGAUGCCAUUGAUGACACACUGAGUUCCAAAUUUAAAGUCAAAGAACUGUCAGUGAUUGAUGGUCGGAGAGCUCAGAAUUGCAACAUCCUUCUGUCGAGGUUGAAAUUAUCCAAUGAUGAAAUCAAGCGAGCGAUCCUAACAAUGGAUGAACAGGAGGAUCUGCCCAAGGACAUGUUAGAACAGCUUUUGAAGUUUGUUCCUGAGAAAAGUGACAUUGACCUGCUAGAGGAACAUAAACACGAGCUGGACCGGAUGGCCAAGGCUGAUCGCUUCCUGUUUGAGAUGAGCAGGAUUAAUCAUUACCAGCAAAGACUGCAGUCAUUGUACUUCAAGAAGAAGUUUGCAGAGCGUGUGGCAGAAGUGAAGCCCAAAGUGGAAGCGAUUCGUUCUGGCUCAGAGGAGGUGUUCAGAAGCAGCGCCCUCAAGCAGCUCCUAGAGGUUGUUUUGGCUUUUGGAAAUUAUAUGAAUAAAGGACAAAGAGGCAACGCGUAUGGAUUCAAAAUCUCCAGCCUCAACAAGAUCGCCGACACAAAAUCCAGUAUUGACAAGAACAUUACCCUUUUGCACUAUCUAAUAACUAUUGUGGAGAAUAAGUACCCCAAAGUCCUCAAUUUACAUGAAGAAUUGCGGGAUAUUCCUCAAGCAGCCAAAGUCAACAUGACUGAGCUGGACAAAGAGAUAAGCACCUUGAGAGGCGGCCUGAAAGCAGUGGAGAUGGAGCUGGAGUACCAGAAGUCUCAGCCCCCCCAGCCUGGAGACAAGUUCGUGUCCGUUGUCAGCCAGUUCAUCACUGUGGCUAGCUUCAGCUUCUCAGAUGUUGAAGAUCUUCUGGCGGAAGCUAAGGAGCUGUUCACUAAAGCAGUGAAGCACUUUGGGGAAGAGGCUGGCAAAAUACAGCCAGAUGAGUUCUUUGGGAUAUUUGACCAGUUUCUUCAAGCUGUGGCAGAAGCGAAACAGGAGAAUGAGAACAUGAGGAAAAGGAAAGAGGAGGAAGAGAGGCGGGCUCGCAUGGAAGCUCAG